CGAGUCCUUGUCCGCGUUCUGUUCGCGUGGAAAGAGGUUUAGAAUUGGACUUUCAGAUCUCUCUCUCUCUCUAGAAAAUUUAGAGCUCGCGAGUUGUGUUUUGGUGGCGUUUCCUGAUUCGCAAGACUCGGCUGGUGAAUUCGAGCUUCUUUUGGCGCGAAGUCAGGACCUUUCGAGUUUCGUCGUCUGUGGAAUUGAAUUUGAGUCGCAAUCGGACUCUGUAGAGAGAGAGAGAGAGAGAGAGAGAGAGAGCGGGAAUGGGGGUAUCGGACAAUACGAAAGGGCUGAUAUUAGCUGUGGCGUCGAGCGCCUUCAUCGGGUCGAGUUUCAUCCUCAAGAAGAAGGGCCUCAAGCGCGCUGGCGCCACCGGCACUCGUGCAGGAGUUGGUGGAUAUACAUACUUACUAGAGCCUCUAUGGUGGGCUGGCAUGAUGACAAUGAUUGUUGGAGAGGUUGCCAAUUUUGUGGCUUAUGUAUAUGCACCUGCGGUUCUUGUAACCCCUCUUGGUGCACUGAGUAUAAUAAUCAGUGCGGUUUUGGCUCACUUCUUGUUGAAGGAACGGCUGCAGAAAAUGGGUGUUCUGGGAUGUGUGUCCUGUAUUGUAGGCUCAGUGGUAAUUGUAAUUCAUGCACCUCAGGAGAAGAUUCUAAAUUCCGUUCAAGAAAUAUGGAAUCUUGCAACUCAACCAGACUUCUUGGUUUAUGUUGCGGCUACAAUCUCUCUUGUGCUCGCUCUGAUUUUGCAUUUUGAACCUCGCUGUGGACAGACAAACAUACUGAUCUACUUGGGAAUUUGUUCUUUGAUGGGUUCUCUUACGGUCGUAAGCAUAAAGGCCAUUGGAAUUGCUAUAAAGCUUACCCUUGAUGGAAUAAGUCAAAUAGCGUACCCUCAAACUUGGUUUUUUCUGACCGUUGCAGCAAUCUGUGUCAUUACACAAUUAAAUUAUCUCAACAAGGCAUUAGAUACAUUCAACGCAGCAAUUGUUUCUCCUGUUUAUUAUGUCAUGUUCACAACUCUGACCAUUAUUGCAAGUGCAAUUAUGUUCAAGGAUUGGUCUGGUCAGAAUAUCAGUAGCAUAGCCUCCGAGAUAUGUGGAUUCAUCACUGUUUUGUCGGGAACGAUCAUACUUCAUGCAACCAGAGAAAAGGAACCUGCUUCAACGCAAGGAAGCGUAACAUGGUACAUCUCUGGAGAUUCAAUGAAGAGCCUUGAAGACGAGCAUUUGAUAACCUUACGCAGUUCAGAUUACCUCGAGCAAUAGGCUUUUCCUUUGAGAUGGAAUAACAUGAACACUGUCCGAUAUUCCCUAGCAAUGAAACAAUACUGCGACUCGCAUCAGAAGUGGUGUUUGCAGAGGGGGGAGGAGCUACUUGCUGAUUGUUGGAUGGAUCUUUGGUUGACAUCAGAUUGCAACAACCACUUCUUCUAUUCGUUCUCUUCACUGGUUGAGAUGAGAGGCUUACUUGGAAUAGCUGAAUUGAUCUGUGACGCGUGGGGCACCACUCUCAGCUAUCAGCAUAGAAUCAUUAUCUACUCUGGAAGGGGGUUCCGAGUGCUUCCAUGGUCACGAAAAUAUUUAUUUUGUAGUCGCCAUUGUUUGUGUUCAUGACAGCCCAUUUUUGCUUGCAAAAAUAUUGAUUCCCUGUCGUUCUUCCGUUAGUCAUGAGGUUUCUGUUGAUAGCUUCUGCUAUUUUUGAGCUGGUUGAGGGCCUUCCUUUUUUUUUUUUUAUCUUCUUAUGACAAUCCAUUUUUUUCAUUGUUAUCGAGAAUUAAGAGUAAAGGUCCUUGCGAGUGUAAAUUAGAUAUUUGGAUUCAAAUUUUGGAUUUUUCAGCCAGCAAGAUUGUUUCAAGUGAGUUUCUCCUUUCCAAAAAACUUUUGUUGCAGGGUCCCAUGACGUUAAACAAUGACACUUUUGUACAUAACCGUUUGUUCAGUUCAAUCGCACGUGCUGUAUGUUUGUGUGAGAUACGUAUCUCAUUACGUAUAAGAUGUGUUUUUGCAUAAACUUUAUAGCAAAAAGAGAAAAAAAAAAGAAAAAAAGAAAAAAUUGGUUUGCUUCUGUUAUAUAUUUGGCACAUGGUGUCUAUUAACCUAAAUUUUUGGUUUCCAAAAAAAAGGAGGGAAAUUGUUCGCAAAAAAGGGGAAAAAAAAAAGCAAA
Morus notabilis is the source of this 2160-nucleotide messenger RNA. Its product is annotated as probable magnesium transporter NIPA6. Gene Ontology annotation, cellular component: membrane. Gene Ontology annotation, molecular function: magnesium ion transmembrane transporter activity. The transcript has 9 exons. NCBI's taxonomy places the organism in Eukaryota, Viridiplantae, Streptophyta, Magnoliopsida, Rosales, Moraceae. Gene Ontology annotation, biological process: magnesium ion transport. The record is from RefSeq and is a predicted model, not a curated record. Bases 258 to 1262 code for a protein of 334 amino acids.